This is a messenger RNA of Galeopterus variegatus (Sunda flying lemur), 2253 nucleotides long. RefSeq names its product glutamate receptor, metabotropic 6 (gene GRM6). Gene Ontology annotation, molecular function: adenylate cyclase inhibiting G protein-coupled glutamate receptor activity. Gene Ontology annotation, biological process: regulation of synaptic transmission, glutamatergic; G protein-coupled glutamate receptor signaling pathway. The annotation marks the transcript as partial. Lineage: Eukaryota; Metazoa; Chordata; Mammalia; Dermoptera; Cynocephalidae. The transcript has 10 exons. The record is from RefSeq and is a predicted model, not a curated record. Gene Ontology annotation, cellular component: membrane.
GUGCGCUGCCCCGGGGGCGUCCCUCCGCUGCGCGCCGCGCCCCCCGAGCGCGUGGUGGCUGUCGUGGGCGCCUCGGCCAGCUCUGUGUCCAUCAUGGUAGCCAACGUGCUGCGCCUGUUUGCGAUACCCCAGAUCAGCUACGCCUCCACAGCCCCAGAGCUCAGUGACUCCACACGCUAUGACUUCUUCUCCCGCGUGGUGCCACCCGACUCCUACCAGGCCCAGGCCAUGGUGGACAUUGUGCGGGCAUUGGGAUGGAACUACGUGUCCACGCUGGCCUCCGAGGGCAACUAUGGAGAGAGCGGGGUUGAGGCCUUCGUGCAGAUCUCCCGCGAGGCUGGGGGGGUCUGUAUUGCCCAGUCCAUCAAGAUUCCCAGGGAACCCAAGCCUGGAGAAUUCAACAAGGUGAUCAAGAGACUCAUGGAGACACCCAACGCCCGGGGCAUCAUCAUCUUUGCCAACGAGGAUGACAUCAGGAGAGUCCUGGAGGCUGCACGCCAGGCCAAUCUAACCGGCCACUUCUUGUGGGUCGGCUCAGACAGCUGGGGAGCCAAGACCUCGCCCAUCCUGAGCCUAGAGGACGUGGCGGUGGGGGCCAUCACCAUCCUGCCCAAAAGGGCCUCUAUUGAUGGAUUUGACCAGUAUUUCAUGACUCGCUCCCUGGAGAACAACCGCAGGAACAUCUGGUUCGCCGAGUUCUGGGAAGAGAAUUUUAACUGUAAACUGACCAGCUCAGGUACCCAGUCAGAUGAUUCCACCCGCAAAUGCACAGGCGAGGAACGCAUUGGCCGGGACUCAACCUACGAGCAGGAGGGGAAGGUGCAGUUUGUGAUCGAUGCUGUGUACGCCAUUGCCCAUGCCCUGCACAGCAUGCACCAGGCGCUCUGCCCCGGGCACACAGGUCUGUGCCCAGCAAUGGAGCCCACUGACGGGCGGACACUGCUGCAGUAUAUUCGAGCCGUCCGCUUCAACGGCAGCGCGGGAACCCCUGUGAUGUUCAAUGAGAAUGGUGAUGCGCCCGGGCGCUACGACAUCUUCCAGUACCAGGCGACCAACGGCAGUGCCAGCAGUGGUGGUUACCAGGCGGUGGGCCAGUGGGCAGAGGCCCUGCGCCUGGACGUGGAAGCCCUGCAAUGGUCAGGAGACGUCCGCGAGGUGCCCUCCUCUCUGUGCAGCCUCCCCUGUGGGCCAGGUGAGCGGAAAAAGAUGGUGAAGGGUGUGCCCUGCUGUUGGCACUGCGAGCCCUGCGAUGGGUACCGCUUCCAGGUGGACGAGUUCACGUGCCAGGCCUGCCCGGGAGACAUGCGGCCCACGCCCAACCGCACGGGCUGCAGACCCACGCCCGUGGUGCGCCUCACCUGGUCCUCCCCCUGGGCCGCCCCGCCGCUGCUCCUGGCCGUGCUGGGCAUCGUGGCCACCACCACGGUGGUGGGCACCUUCGUGCGGCACAACAACACCCCCAUCGUGCGGGCCUCUGGCCGCGAGCUCAGCUACGUCCUCCUCACCGGCAUCUUCCUCAUCUACGCCAUCACCUUCCUCAUGGUGGCCGAGCCCGGGGCCGGCGUGUGUGCGGCGCGCAGGCUCUUCCUCGGCCUGGGCACCACGCUCAGCUACUCGGCGCUGCUCACCAAGACCAACCGCAUCUACCGCAUCUUCGAGCAGGGCAAGCGCUCGGUCACGCCGCCGCCCUUCAUCAGCCCCACGUCGCAGCUGGCCAUCACCUUCAGCCUCACCUCCCUGCAGGUGGUGGGGGUGAUAGCGUGGCUGGGCGCCCAACCCCCACACAGCGUGAUCGACUACGAAGAGCAGCGGACGGUGGACCCGGAGCAGGCCAGAGGGGUGCUCAAGUGCGACAUGUCGGAUCUGUCCCUCAUCGGCUGCCUGGGCUACAGCCUCCUGCUCAUGGUCACAUGCACCGUGUAUGCCAUCAAGGCCCGCGGGGUGCCGGAGACCUUCAAUGAGGCCAAGCCCAUUGGCUUCACCAUGUACACCACCUGCAUCAUCUGGCUGGCAUUUGUGCCGAUCUUCUUUGGCACCGCCCAGUCAGCUGAAAAGAUCUACAUCCAAACAACCACGCUGACUGUGUCCUUGAGCCUGAGUGCUUCGGUGUCCCUUGGCAUGCUCUAUGUACCCAAAACCUAUGUCAUCCUGUUCCAUCCGGAGCAGAACGUGCAGAAGCGGAAGCGGAGCCUCAAGACGACCUCCACAGUGGCAGCCCCACCUAAGGGCGAGGGCACAGAGGACCCCAAGUAG